Messenger RNA from Trichogramma pretiosum, 4775 nucleotides. RefSeq names its product single-stranded DNA-binding protein 3 (gene Ssdp). NCBI's taxonomy places the organism in Eukaryota, Metazoa, Arthropoda, Insecta, Hymenoptera, Trichogrammatidae. Gene Ontology annotation, molecular function: single-stranded DNA binding; protein binding. Bases 462 to 1793 code for a protein of 443 amino acids. The record is from RefSeq and is a predicted model, not a curated record. Gene Ontology annotation, cellular component: nucleus. The transcript is spliced from 14 exons. Gene Ontology annotation, biological process: positive regulation of transcription by RNA polymerase II.
UCACACAGGCGCACGGGCAGCUUGGAGCUCCAUCGCGCGUCAACUCCUAUUCUAUAUCGUGUCGCUGUGCAUAACUCUCGACCAAAGUAUUAUAGAGCGUCAGAGCAGCAGCCUCUGACUUGGCCGUUCGGUGCAUACAUCUAGACCAAUGAGCCCGAAAAGAGUCGUAGAUCCAAUCAGUAAUAGUACUGGGCUGCGUAUGGACUAUUGACGAAAAGGCCAGCCAGCUAUAAGUGCAGUAAUAAAUACAUAAGCAUCGAGGCUCGAGUUCAUCGAUAGUAGCAGCAACAGUAGCGGCGGUGCAGCCAACGUACACACACGUACAUAAUAUACAAAGUCGCAGGCGCGCACGAGCACGCACGCACACACGGAGCGCCGAGAAAAAGGCAUUUUGACGCGGCAACGACGACGACGCCUGCCACCGCCAACGCCAACGCCGCUACACUUGUGCAGCCGGGAGCAUGUACUCCAAGGGAAAGGGCUCGUCCGUGCCCUCGGAUAACCAAGCGAGGGAAAAAUUAGCCUUGUAUGUAUACGAGUACCUGUUGCACAUUGGUGCGCAAAAAGCAGCACAAACUUUCUUGUCAGAGAUAAGAUGGGAAAAAAAUAUCACAUUAGGUGAACCUCCAGGUUUUUUGCAUUCGUGGUGGUGCGUAUUUUGGGAUUUAUACUGCGCAGCGCCAGAACGACGCGAUUCUUGCGAACACAGUAGUGAAGCCAAAGCCUUCCACGACUAUGGUUUCGUCAACAGUGGCUAUGGCGUUAACGGAUUACCACACAAUGCAGGACCGGCUCCAUCGCCGCUUGGACAAAUGCCACCGAACGAUGGCAUGCCCGGCGGUCCCAUGCCACCUGGCUUCUUCCCUAAUAAUUCGACAAUGCGACCAUCUCCGCCCACACACCCUUCUUCACAGCCAUCUCCCCAGCACCCACAGCCACCCCCACCCCCGCAUUCACAGAUGAUGUCCACACAGUUCAUGGGUCCGAGAUAUCCAGCUGGACCACGACCAAACGUGAGAAUGCCUCAAAUGGGUAACGAAUUCAAUGGGCCUCCAGGUCAACCAAUGAUGCCAAAUAGCAUGGACCCCACGAGACAAGGAUCGCCGGGUAUGAAUCCGAUGAAUCCACGCAUGAACCAUCCGAGAGGUGGACCAGGAGGUAUGCCACCAAUGGGACCUGGUACUUAUGGCCCAGGCAUGAGAGGACCACCGCCUAAUAGCAAUCUUGCACCAGGUGGCCCUGGAGGCGCCGGUAUGCCACCGAUGAGUAUGGCUGGACCUGGCGGUCGACCUCAAUGGCAGCCUAAUACAUCGACACCAAUGAACUAUUCCUCGUCGUCACCUGGAAAUUAUGGCGGCCCACCAGGUUCUAGCGGACCACCAGGACCGGGUACGCCAAUAAUGCCGAGUCCUCAAGACAGUAGCAAUAGCGGUGGCGAAAAUAUGUACACUAUGAUGAAACCAGUUCCUGGAGGAAAUAUGCCUGGCGAUUUUCCAAUGAGCGGUGGUCCCGAAGGUGGGCCGAUGGGUCCAAUGGGUCCCAACACAAUGGGACCAGUGCUUAAUGGUGACGGGCUUGAUGGUAUGAAAAAUUCCCCGGCCAACGGUGGCCCAGGUACGCCGCGAGAAGACAGCGGCAGCGGUAUGGGUGAUUAUAAUCUAGGCGGCUUCGGUGGCCCCGGCGAAAACGAUCAGAACGAGUCAGCUGCUAUAUUAAAAAUCAAGGAAAGUAUGCAGGAAGAAGCCAAGAGGUUUGAAAAAGAUUCGGACCAUCCUGACUUUUACAUGCAAUAAGUCAUUAAAUCAUCAGGUGUCUCAAAAUAAUGAUCGUGGAAAAGGAGAGUAAUUGCAUGUACAUAUAAUAUUACGAAAUUAAUGUGAAUGAUAAGAUGUGUAAUUGUGGCUCUUUGAUCGAAAGUAUUACAUAAGAGAAUCUGAUUUAAAAUAAGAUAUAACAAUGAAUUGAUCAGGGCAGAGUUGUAUACGCGCUAAAUGAAUUAUGAAACUUUAUAUUAAUAUUGAGAAAUACUUUCAUACGCCUUUUUCAUCGCUUGGUACAUCAGAGUAUUACUAACUUUUUUGUUGUUUUUUUUUUCGAGAAAAAAUACAAUUUUAGAAAUUAUUACCUAACUAUUCAUACCAGAAUUAAUUGAAACUCAAUUUUUAUCUCAAUCCUAUAUUGUAGAGACUAAAGAAAAUGAUGACCGGGAAACAACCCAAGUAGAAACGAAUUAAUUUUUUGGCUAUUAACUGGCCAAUAAGUUUUAUGUAGACCAAUAAAAAUUGGCAAUAACCGGCUCGUUUUUGGCCAAGUAGGUAUUCAUUUCUACCAGGGACCCGAUAUAUCCCGUUGCUAAGAAGUUUCUUUAUAACUUUUCCACCAAAAGAAUAUAUAACUAUAUAAUGAUAUACUAUGAAUAAAAAUAGUUAGAAAAAUAGUAAGGUAGAAUAGCUCUUUUGUAAGACAAGAGGAUGUCCUUUGAGCUCUUCCAUUUAGGAACGAGUAAUUCGAUGAACUUUCCUAAAGAUUAUUGUGUAUUACUUUUUAUCCUCUGGACUGCACAUUGUCUUGAUUUUGAAUAUUUAGCGUAAUGCGACUAUGACUUUGUUUAAAAAUCCAUCGAUAUAGAUGGCGUUUGCUUUAUUAAUAUGGCCUCGAAGAAAAUUAUUUAAUUGUUAAAUUAUUUAACUUUAUAAAAAUAAUACUGAUAAGUUUAUUAUUACGUAAUGUAUGAUUGUCGGGAUUUAUGUGAUAAGGUAUAAAUAUAUGUAUUACAAGAGAGAGGAAGAGAGAAAAAACUUUUUUUAUCAAGGCCAUGCUAAUAAAACGUUUGUGGCAUCGCCAUUGCCAUCUACUGUGAUUUUUCUGAUUUUUAAACAAAGCUGGUUUGUGACGAAAACAAAACAAAAAUAUGAUGAUUUGAUAUACUUCACAAGUUAAAGAAUGAAGAUUUUAUUUAACUUGAAAAAUCUUUUUUCAAUAUUGAUGCAUACUUGUGUGGUAAAAAUGUAAUAGUCAGUGCCAUCAUAAGACGGAAUCAAACAUCUUUAAUAAUACCGUAGUAUAAACAUUACAAGAAAUCAAUCAUUUUGUUAAUGAUGAAUCCUGGAUUUUUCGAAACAAACCACCUCAAAGCUAAUCGCAGUGAGAAAGUAUUCGCAUUAUAUUAAUUAUUAUGUAUAUAUAUGUGUUCGAUGAUACAAGUAUCGGCUAAAUAUUAAUAUAAACAAGUGAGAAUAAUGAGAAAAUAAAUAUAAUUGGCCAGUGUGAGCGAGAUAUGUAUUAGAAAAUUUUUUCAUAAAGUAGCGUGUGAGGUGAUAAUUGAUUAUAAUAGAUAGUGGUAUGAAAAAAGUUAUUAUAAAUGAAUAAAUGUACAUGUACCAUUGGUUUGUUACGUCCUAUAAUAUAAAUGUGUAUACAUAGAGCGAAGAACAAUCCCGUUAAAAAUUUCCAGGAUACGAUUCACUUUUUUAUUCGAGUCGAGACUAUUUAUACAAAUGCAGAUGAAUAUAUAAAUAGAAACAUAUAUGUUUUAUUGUAUUACUUUUAUAAUUAUAUUUAUGAAUAUAUAGAUUAUUUAUUAGUACAAUGUACAUCAAUAAUAGUUCAAAAAUAUAAUUUUAUUUUUGACCAACCAUUGAAACAGGGUUGAUUGAUAAAUCCUAUUAUUUAUUAAAGUAUCGCGUAACACAUAGAUUUUGUAUCAAAAUGGUAUAAUUUAACUAUUAAUUGCCAAAAUUUAUAAAAAAAGUAUGUUUAAUGACUUAACUGCUUACGAUAGGCAAUAAAAUAAUUAUGGUAUUAUUUGCUAUUGUGAUUAGUAAUUCGUUAUCUACAGAGAUGUGCAAUUUUUCGCUCUUUAAAGUUUAAGUUUUAAUUAUAAUUUGUAUAUUUCUACAUUUCUCUUUAAGAAAUAAACUGAAAAUUGAUUUUCCUAUUAUAUAUAUAUGUAACUGGGAAUUUUCAACGGGAAACACAUUCCGCAUCCUAUAUUUUUUUUGUAUUUCAAUAAGUUAUAUAAAAUAUAUUGUAAUGAAAUGAAAAAAAAUUAUUAUUCUUAACGCACGUAUUUAGAGUAUUACUUUUACCGUGAAUUGUUUUAUAAUUUCAAUGAAUAUCGAGAGUGUAAAUGCAAUUUUUUGUCAUUGUUAUUCGCUUGUAUGCAAAGCUUCAUCUAUAAACGAUAUAAAUUUGAAUCAAAAUCUUAUUGAACUUGUCGCAUCGACCCUGUAAAACGAAGAUUUAAAAAUAUAUAUAUUUAUUUAUAUUACAAUUAAGUAGGAAGGUUUUAAUAUCACUCCAGAUGAAGUCUAUCAAAAUCACACAAUUGAAAAGUUGUGGUCGAAUAGGCAAAGCGUAUAAUAAUAAUUUUCGAAUGUUAAUCAAAUAAAAAACUGGUAAUGCACCAAUCACAGCAUUGAAACGUUUUGAUUUUCAUUUGUCACAACUACAUACACCAAGGCCUCAUCGUUGUUUUCAAAGGACGACAAUCAAACAAUAAUGUUAACUAUUUUAGUUUGGAAAUGAAUGUGCAAUAAAAUCUAUACUGUACAAGUGAAUUUUGCCUAUUUGAUAAUAACACAAGUAAGGAAGUAAUUAUGCAACUUGAAGAGUCGAUAACGCAGAAAAAAAAAUUCAAAAAGCAACAGAAUUUACGACACAACUACGGAUUCAUGCAUAAUUAUCGAUAUAAUUGUACGUUAUCUAUACAAAUAUAGGAUCAGUAGCAUAAAUCAAUAGUUAAAAAUAAAUUUCAUCUGUCCAAUAUGAAAAAA